Molecule: messenger RNA, 1979 nt
Organism: Oncorhynchus gorbuscha (pink salmon)
Lineage: Eukaryota; Metazoa; Chordata; Actinopteri; Salmoniformes; Salmonidae
Product: stimulated by retinoic acid gene 8 protein homolog
Exons: 9
Coding region: 216-1262 (348 amino acids)
Biological process (GO): meiotic cell cycle; cellular response to retinoic acid
Molecular function (GO): protein dimerization activity
Source: RefSeq, a predicted model, not a curated record
UGAUUAUUAUUUUUGUUGGUUGGGUACUCUGAAAAGUUUCUAAAUCUAACAACAAAAUUGCUAAAUUGGCAUCACUGAUCUCAAUACUGCCGGUGGAUGAGACGGUUGGAGCCUCUUUACCGCCGUUCAUCACACUAUAGAUCAUUUCCCAUAACAAUUGGACAGAAAACGCGGACAGUUUGUUAACAUAACAUUUAUAAAGGAUUUCAGAAAGGAUGUCCAGACGAGGCCGUACCGGUCCGACCGGGCUCCGGAGGAAACGGGACACGGAGGAGCACCGGAAGGAGAGAAGACGGGCUCUGCAGGCCCGACACCGGGCCAACCUGGCCAGCCUGUUCGAGACACUCAACACCGUGGUCUGUCCCACAUCCGACAAGAUGCCUGCUAAGUGGAAGAUCUUGGACCACGCCAAAGGAUUUCUGAAAGAGCAGGAAGCCCACCUGAGCAGACUGAUGCUACUGAAAGGGAUAUUCCUCGGGAAUGAAGACGGGCCGUGCAGCUUGGAGGAAGUGAGGGCAGAGUACCGGAGGCUGCAGUCACACAGCAGCUCCCUGCGCUCCAGAAGACCUGGUGGCCACAGACGUCAUGGCGGAGCUGACGGAGAGGACCUGAAUGAGACCAGUGAGGAAGACUCUGCGGAGGAGACUCUGGAUGACUCCGCCCCCUCUCAGACCUCCAUCAACUCUCUCACCAACAUCCUGGAGUUUGAAGGGUACUUGUUGUUCUACAGACAGACACUGGAGAAGUUGGUUUGUAGCGGUGUGCUGAGCCCGGGACAGACUGGUCUGGCUGUAGUAUCUGAAGCUAUCUCAGGCCUGUGGGAUAGCUUCUCUCCAGAGCGCCGGGCAGCCUACCAGACCUGUCCCCCCCAGCAGAGCACCCUGGGCUGGGAAGGGCCGCCAGAGACACCCUCUAAUCCUGUUCUAGACACCCACCUCCACCUCACGCUCCAGCCCUCCACUCAGGCAAACAGCCAGGGAGCCUCAUCUCCUUCUAGCUAUGAAGAGGACCUGCUUCAGGAUGCCUAUGAUGUGGUGAAGAAAGAGAUGGACUCUACUUCAGACCACAGUCCUGUCCUGGCCUCUCCUCAGUGUGGGGACUUUGACAAGCUCCGGGAGAUCUAUAAGGACAUCAUGUGUUUCGUCAAGACUCAGAUGGUGGAGAACCCAGAACAUAACCAGGACGUGUGUCUGUCUGCUAUGAGGGACCGUGAGGAGAUCUUUCUCCAAUGCUCCGAGUCCUUCGACAGUGAGGACAUGUGAAUCACAGGAGGCUGCUGACGGGAGGACGGCUCGUAGAAAUGUCCGGAAACGAAGCAAAUGGAAAUGACAUCAAACACCCUGAAACCAUGGAAACCAUGUGUGAUGUAUUUAAUACUGUUCCACCGAUUCCGCUCCUGUCAUUACCCACAAGCCUGUUCACUAACUUCCUGUUUCUGGGACCAAUCAGAACAGUUAGAAUGUGUUUGAUAUAUUUAAUACCGUUCCACUGAUUCAGCUCCAGUCAUUACCCACAAGCCUGUUCACCUCAAUUAACCUGUUCACCAACUUCCUGUUUCUGGGACCAAUCAGAAUGUGUUUGAUAUAUUUAAUACGUUCCACUGAUUCAGCUCCAGUCAUUACCCACAAGCCUGUUCUCCUCAAUUAACUUGUUCACCAACUUCCUGUCAUGUGACCACCUAUUAGUUCCUGGUGACAUGAAAGACACAGUGUGUUGCUUUGUUAUGGACUUGAUAAAUGAUCACGUUUUGGGAUUUGUUUUUUAUAAAUGUUCAGCUUUUCCACCCGUUUAGUGUUACAGACAUGUUUUAUAAUCUGACAUUCAUGUUUUUAUGUGAAGUUUUAUUAUGAUGUUUUAUAAUCUGGUUCCAAUCAUUCAUCAGUUUGUAUUUGAUGAUCAUUGUUCAGCCUUUUUAACCCAUUAAGAAUCAGCAUUUUGUCCAGCCAGUCUUUCUCUAUUAAACCUCAGCCUCAGAGCCA